GUGGGACGUCCACCACCCCCUACACGAAGGAGGAGGAGAAGAUGGCCGCCCUUCUACAGGAGAAGAAGGAGAAGGAGGCCAAGAAGAGGGCCUUGAAGGAGGAGCAGGGGGCCAAACUGAAGAAGAUGGAAGAAGAAAUGGCCAGAGAGAAAGAGAGGUUGAAAAAGAAAGAAGAAGAGAAGUUGGAAGGAGGUGGAUGAAGAAGAGGAAGGACCGCCACUGCAAAGGAGUAGUGGGCAGCCCAGUAGUAAUACCGGUGGAAACCUGGAGAAGAGGAUCUCUGAAUGGGUUGCCAACCUGACUGUGGGAGAAGAGGAAGAGGUUAGUAUGUACAUCCCGCAGGAUCAGCAAGAAGCCGCCAUGAAGGCUUGGGAGGCAGAGAAAGACCCWCUGAAACGUCAAGCAUUGGAAGACGAGAAGAAGAUGGAAUGGAAAUUAGCGGUGAUGAGGGAGAAGAAGAGGAGAAUUGACAAGGCAGCGGAGGCGGCAGAGGCCUUAGAAGAGGWRAAGAACAUAGAGACGCAAUUAGCCGCCCAGCCYGAUCUCCCGAAUCAGAUGCGAGUCAUAGCGCGKAGCAUCGCAUGCCUGGCACGGGUUCAGGCAGACCAAUAUGACUUUAGCAGAAGUCAGGACAUAGCUGUGCGCUCGAUACGAUUGGGCUUUCGAGACUUUGCUCGUGAGUUGGUAGGCGCCAUUGGAGUCGAGGUGGGUCACCGCCUCGACAAGACUGAGCGGUUCUGCGCUGGCGCCAUUGAAGGCGUCAAGGCGGCAGMUCCCAAGGAGGAGGAAGCACGUCCUCCUCGCCGGGAGCCUGUCAAAGUCAAGUUCCCCGAUUCCUACAGCGGGAUGAGGGAAGAAAACUUUGAUAAUUGGGAGGCCAACGUUAAGACCUAUGUGCACUUGCAACAGGUCUCCCUAGAUCAGGAAGUCUUAAUUGCUAUCCACGCACUGAGAGAUGAGGCCGCCAGUUUUGCAAGGUCCUUAGUUCACGCUGCCAACUGUAGUGAUGAUCCCGUUGCGUACUCCUCAUUUACGUCCCUCACCGAAUUUCUGAAGUUGUUGCGCGAGCGAUUUGCUGAUGUCGCUCGCAGUGUCAAGGCCUCAGACAAGCUCCAAACCAUCCAUUCUCGUAAAUGGAAGAGUGCCAGGGCACUCAAGGGUACAAUGGAUGAGUUGGUGGCCGUCCCUGACCAUGGGGUCACAGAGGGCCAGUUGGUCAACCUCUUUUACCGGGGUAUGCCCGCAGCCUUUCGAGGGCAGUUCUUCGCGAAAAGCGAAGACCCUGCCACCACUUAUGAUUCCCUUAAUCAUGAGGUGGUGACUUUUGAAGCAAAGUCAGUGUCUCUGUCCACCUUCUGGCACAAAGACUUGGACAGGGAUAAGCAAUGGAAAGGCCGCACUAUCUCAGGGCAGGUAAAGACCAAGGAUAGCCUUGUCCUGACUUUAGAUGAGGGUAGCGUGGAUGAGAUUCCCUACGACCAGAUUGAGUGGGGAUUAGAGGAGGCGGACARCGGUGUGGGUCAGGGGAGAUCCUACGCUGCUUUCAAGGAUUUAACCGAGCCGCCGACAGGCACGGUGCCGCGGCCCAUCCAGCACCGUAUUGAGAUAGAGCCUGGCAGCAGAACUCCUAAGGGUGCUGUAUAUAGGAUGUCCCCGCGGGAGUUGGAAGAGCUACGGAAGCAGUUGGACGAGCUUCUCGAAAAGGGUUGGAUUAGGCCCAGUUCGUCUCCUUUCGGAGCCCCUGUUCUCUUUGUCCCUAAGAAAGAGGGAGAGUUGAGGAUGUGUAUAGACUAUAGGGGUCUGAAUGCUAUUACAGUAAAGAAUGCUGAGCCACUGCCUAGGAUAGACGAUCUCUUAGAUCAAAUAGAGGUGCAUCCUGAUGAUCAGUAUAAGACAGCCUUCCGAACUAGAUAUGGGCACUACGAGUUUAUAGUGAUGCCCUUUGGACUAACCAAUGCGCCAACUACGUUCCAGCGCUGUAUGAACGAUUUGUUCAGGCCGUGGUUAGAUAGAUUUGUUAUAGUGUACCUAGAUGACAUUCUAGUGUUUAAUAAGACCCUCGACGAGCAUCAGGGUCAUCUUAGGCAGGUCUUGGAAAAGUUGAGGGAAGCUAACCUCAAGAUCAAUGCAAAGACCCAAGUUUUGUAUUUAGGCCACGUCUUAGACGGAGAUGGCGUUAAGCCAAAGGAUAGCAAGAUCGCAGCGAUUAGAGAUUGGCCCACGCCACGUACGCUGACAGAGUUGCGCUCGUUCCUGGGCUUAGCAAAUUACUACAGGAAGUUCAUGAGGAACUUCUCCACCAUCGCUGCGCAACUUCGCAGAUUGCUAAGAAAAGAGACAAUCUGGAAGUGGGACAAGGACUGCACGUCUGCCAUGAAGAAGUUAAGCAGGCAUUGAUAGAGUACCCGGUCCUUAAGGUCGCCGAUCCGUCCUUGCCUUUUGUCRUUACUACGGAUGCUAGCCAGUACGGCAUAAGCACAGU
Molecule: messenger RNA, 2482 nt
Organism: Chara braunii
Lineage: Eukaryota; Viridiplantae; Streptophyta; Charophyceae; Charales; Characeae
Source: the annotation of a GenBank genome assembly